AUGAUAUUAAACGCGCGGGAUGGGUCUGUCCCAGGGGUAUCAUGGGCAUGGAAAAAGAUGCUGCGGUUUGGAGUCGCAUUCUUGUUUGUGAUAGGAUUUGCCGCUGUAUUAUGGCCUUCUGUCGAGCCAGUGAAACUCCCGCUGGAGACAGCUAGCAACGUCACUCUUGGCUCCGAUGUCAAGUGCGAUAUUGAUCACGACCAAUUGGCAAACCUGAACAUCCUCAAACUCGCCCAAUAUACUCGUCGAGAGAUCGUACUCGAGAUGACAGACGAACCAGUGCCCUACACACAAUGGCUUGACGAACCGUUCUUGCAAGUGCCAAAGGGCACCGAGGGGGCAGCAGAUGGGUGCUCAAUUCCUGCCCCAGUGUCCUUGCGGGUCCCCCAACCGCCGAAAUUGGCGGACGCGUCACACAUCGAUUUUGGAGUCGCGACCAGUGUCGAGAGAUUGAAUGAGUCCCUUGAUGCAUUCGCUCACUGGGCUGGAUACUCGCGCACGCGCAUUUUCGCAUUGAUCGAACUGGAUAAGACGGGGACUGGGAUCCAGGAGGUCAAGGCCAAGGCGGACAGUCUAGGGAUCAACCUCCACAUCACAGAGUCGGACGAUAAUUAUCUCAACCGAUACUUCGCCCUUAUCCCUCAUCUAGAGGAAAACGCCCGAGAAACCACUCAAUGGGGCUGCAUCAUCGACGACGACACAUUCUUCAUGUCGAUGCCCAGACUGGUGGAUGCGCUCGCUAAAUAUGACCACACCACCUCCAUGUAUAUUGGCGGGUUGUCAGAAUCUGUCCCGCAGAUUGCGGCAUUUGGAAUGAUUGGAUUUGGAGGCGCGGGCGUCUUCUUAUCGAAACCCCUCUUGACAGAACUGACCAACGUAUACGACGAGUGCUCUGCGAUGGAUUUCACAGGCGACCGCCGCAUCGCCAUCUGCGUCUACCGCUACACCAACACCCGACUAACCGUGGACCACCGUCUACGGCAGUUAGACCUGAUGCGCGACGCCUCUGGAUUCUUCGAGUCCGGUCGCGAGCCCUCGCUCACAGUGCACCACUGGAAGUCUUGGUUCUCCGCCGACAUGCCGAAGAUGGCGGUGAUCGCUGAGCUAUGCGGCGACAGCUGCCUCCUCCGCAAAUGGCACUUUGGCGACGGCUGGAUCUUGACGAACGGGUUCUCGGUCAUCAAGUAUCACGCCGACCCAGGCAAGGACGACGUCUCCAUGGAACUAACCUGGGAGCCGCACAAUGGUGCCAAUGAGGAAUCAUACCUACACGAAUUGGGUCCCCUCCGCCGCAAGGAUGACGGCAAGAGGAGCUUCCAGUUGGUGGAUGCUGUCCACCAGCCGAACGACCGUGUCACGCAGUGGUAUGUCAUGCGUGAUGAGAAGUACGGUGAUCAAGUCUUGGAGCUGUCAUGGCGCAUAAGGUAA
Penicillium griseofulvum is the source of this 1428-nucleotide messenger RNA. Its product is annotated as glycosyltransferase family 31 protein. The transcript has a single exon. Gene Ontology annotation, molecular function: acetylglucosaminyltransferase activity. Gene Ontology annotation, cellular component: membrane. NCBI's taxonomy places the organism in Eukaryota, Fungi, Ascomycota, Eurotiomycetes, Eurotiales, Aspergillaceae. The coding region runs from base 1 to 1428 and encodes 475 amino acids. The record is from RefSeq and is a predicted model, not a curated record.